Mustela erminea (ermine) is the source of this 2718-nucleotide messenger RNA. It is a transcript of the gene KLHDC8A, whose product is annotated as kelch domain containing 8A. The record is from RefSeq and is a predicted model, not a curated record. NCBI's taxonomy places the organism in Eukaryota, Metazoa, Chordata, Mammalia, Carnivora, Mustelidae. Bases 590 to 1846 code for a protein of 418 amino acids. Gene Ontology annotation, molecular function: protein binding. The transcript is spliced from 7 exons.
CCCGCGGGGCCCUUUCCCUCCCCCGCGGGCGGGUGCUGCCAGCGCUUAUAUAAAGAGGUCACGGCCUGCUCCGCAGCGGGGCGCACGCGGCCUCCUGCACAGGUGUGGCGGCUGCGGGUGGGGAGGUGCGCGGAGCAGCCGGGCCGGCCUCCUCCCCGCGGGCGGCUCCGCUUCUCCUUCGCGCUGCUCGUCCCUUCUCCUCGCCUGCAUGUGUGACGGCGGCGUGCGCGCCGGGGAAGGACACCGCGCCCUCUCCCCGGCUACCCGCCGCCCCGGGGCGGAGGGCCUCCUGGAUCCCCGUUUCCCCGCUCCCUGCUGAUGCGCGGUCUGCGCCUCGCCACCGCGUUCCUCCGGCCUGGCUGUGGCCAGGCGCGGACGCCGCCGGACCGCGCAGUCUGGAGGGACUGUGAAGCGCUGGCCGGCGUCGGGGCCCUUGCCCGGGGUCGGGCGGGAGCCGGCGGACGGGAGCCAGAUGGAGGCGGCGAGAGGGGGCGCGGAGUAACGGGCGGCCCCCCGGGCUCGCACCUCCCGCGGCGCCCUGGCUUUCCGCGGGCACAGGGGCGCGGCGGGCGGGGCCCCCGGGGCUGCGAUGGAGGUGCCUAACGUCAAGGACUUCCAGUGGAAGCGCCUGGCGCCGCUGCCCAGCCGCCGGGUUUACUGCUCCCUGCUGGAGAGCGGGGGACAGGUCUAUGCCAUCGGGGGAUGUGACGACAACGGCAUCCCCAUGGACUGCUUUGAGGUCUACUCCCCCGAGGCCGACCAGUGGACCGCCCUGCCCACCCUGCCCACAGCCCGGGCCGGGGUGGCCGCCAUCGCCCUGGGGAAGCGGAUCAUGGUGAUCGGGGGUGUGGGCACCAGUCAGCUGCCCCUGAAGGUCGUGGAGAUGUACAACAUCGAUGAGGGCAAGUGGAAGAAGCGGAGCGUGCUGCGAGAGGCCGCCAUGGGCAUUUCUGUCACGGCCAAAGACUACCGAGUGUACGCGGCUGGUGGGAUGGGCCUGGACCUCCGUCCACACAACCACCUCCAACACUAUGACAUGCUCAAGGACAUGUGGGUGUCACUAGCACCCAUGCCCACCCCGAGAUAUGCUGCCACCUCCUUCCUCCGAGGCUCCAAGAUCUACGUGCUAGGGGGACGACAGUCGAAGUAUGCAGUCAAUGCCUUUGAGGUCUUUGACAUUGAGACUCGCUCCUGGACCAAGUUCCCCAACAUUCCCAGCAAGCGGGCCUUCUCCAGCUUUGUGACCCUGGAUGACCGCCUCUACAGCCUGGGGGGCCUGAGGCAGGGUCGGCUCUACCGGCAGCCCAAGUUCCUCCGGACCAUGGAUGUGUUCGACAUGGAACAAGGGUUCCUCCUGGCUGGCUGGUUAUUUGUCUCCAAGACUUUCCCGUCUAUUUUCUCUUCUUACGACAUCCAGGCAGUGCCAGGGGAGGGAGGGCUUCUCCUGCUUUUUACCAAUGUAGACCCAGAAGGAUCCCGACCUUCCUGCUCGCUGCCUCUAGUUAGCCUUCUCUCCAGCUCGGAGCCCACGAGAACAGAGAUAGAACGAGGGGGCUGGCUGAAGAUGGAACGCUCAUUCUUCCUCAAGAAGCGGCGGGCAGACUUUGUGGCCGGCUCUCUGAGCGGACGGGUCAUAGUGGCCGGAGGACUCGGGAACCAACCCACGGUCCUGGAGACGGCAGAGGCAUUCCACCCGGGGAAGAACAAGUGGGAGGCGCUCCCCACCAUGCCCACGCCCCGCUGCGCCUGCUCCAGCAUUGUCAUCAAGAACUGCCUCCUGGCCGUGGGGGGCGUCAGCCAGGGUCUGAGCGACGCCGUGGAAGCCCUGUGCGUCUCCGACUCCUAGCUGCCCCCGGGCCUGGCACCUCGGCCCCAGACCAGACCACUCCACUCUUGACGACAGACAUGGUCUCAUCAGAGCAGUUUGGGUGACUUCCCAGGAUGCCAGCUCCUGUCCGCAACUGGGGGGGCUCAGGCCCUAGGGGCUCUGGGGGACCUCCCUCCACCUCCAAACUGUACUGAUCCCAGGAAACCGUAAGAAGACACGCUGACUCCGCCAACCUGCAGCUGGAGCCCAGCCCAGCUCUGAGGGGGCUCCUCCCCUCCUGCUCAGGCAGAGGAAGGCCCAGGAGCACCGGCUACCUCCCCUUCCUGUGAGUUCCGCCUCCCCCAGUGGCCAGGGCAGGAGGUGGGUGGGGUAGAAGACCACGGCUAUCACUGUCUUCUCCCCAGCUCUGUGCUAGUUUGAGGGUCUCUAGGGAUGGAAAAUGGUGAGGGGUUGCAAGGAGUCCGGAACCCGUCUUCUCUCCCAUGAUUCGCAUCCCUACCCCGUUCGGCGGUCAGCAGCAGGCCUGCCCUUGCCCUCAUCUGCUCAGCGACUCGGCUCUGGAGCAGAGGCCGCUGAGCUGGAAGGGAAGUCAGGUUCAAAUGGACCAGUCCAGGUCAGCAGCCUCGGCCAGCAAGAUCCCAGGCCUCUCGGGUCCUUGAUGGGAACGCGAUGAUGAGGAAGGAGCAGACACCCAGCCCAGGCUCUGCUUCCCGCUCCUCUCCUCACUCACUUUCUCCUUCCGCCACCCCUCCCUGGCUCUUUUGUCCCCAGCGUUCCUGGAGCGUUUCUGUACAAAACCUUCUCGUGUACACUGUGGCAUCAAAAUCCACAAAGUCUGGAUUGACUACACCCGGGUUAACAGCAGCAGCACAAUGAUUAAAAUCUAUAUU